Gymnodraco acuticeps is the source of this 5019-nucleotide messenger RNA. It is a transcript of the gene ptpn11a, whose product is annotated as protein tyrosine phosphatase non-receptor type 11a. Lineage: Eukaryota; Metazoa; Chordata; Actinopteri; Perciformes; Bathydraconidae. The record is from RefSeq and is a predicted model, not a curated record. Gene Ontology annotation, biological process: protein dephosphorylation. Gene Ontology annotation, molecular function: protein tyrosine phosphatase activity.
CGCUUGUGCCGCUGUAAUCAUAAAACAGGGUGUCAAUGAGCAUGCGCAAGAGAGAAAGUGAUAGGACUCUUUAAUUUAUGUCCCACUGUUUGCCGGACGGGCCGAGCUCUGUAGGUUUUUUGAAAAGCGGGGAAGUGGCAGCGUUGAACGGCCGCACAGGGUGGAAAAAAAAUCCGCGCACCCUCUGUUUUGUCGCAUCUUUGGUGACGUCCAAUAAUCGACUAGCUGUGAAGUCUCCGGGGCCGAGGCCUAAAGACUUUUCUUUUUGUAACGCAUACACAUUUUUUAGUCACCAUGCCUGGAUUUCGGUGCCCGUUUUGACCGGGUGUAAACCGAUGAAGCACUUUACUCUGUGAUUGAAGAGGAAACGGUGGGAAACGUUAGCCAGCUAAUUGUAGCUCCUGCUAACUGCCAGCGAGGAAGUGAGGAACGAAAAAAUGACAUCUCGGAGGUGGUUUCACCCAAACAUCACAGGUGUGGAGGCUGAAAACCUCCUGCUGACUCGAGGAGUGGAUGGAAGCUUUUUAGCCAGACCCAGUAAGAGUAAUCCUGGAGACUUUACCCUCUCAGUGCGACGAAAUGGAGCCGUCACCCACAUCAAGAUCCAGAACACAGGAGACUACUAUGACCUUUAUGGGGGGGAGAAGUUUGCCACUCUGGCGGAGCUGGUGCAGUAUUACAUGGAGCACCAUGGCCAACUGAAAGAGAAGAACGGAGACGUUAUUGAGCUCAAGUAUCCUCUCAACUGUGCGGAUCCCACGUCAGAGAGAUGGUUCCACGGACAUUUGUCAGGCCGCGAGGCAGAGAAGCUGCUGACGGAGAAAGGGAAGAACGGCAGCUUCCUUGUGAGAGAGAGCCAGAGCCACCCCGGGGAUUUUGUUCUGUCAGUCCGGACAGGAGACGACAAGACGGACAGCAGUGACAACAAACCCAAAGUCACUCACGUCAUGAUCCGCUGCCAGCAUGACCUGAAGUACGAUGUGGGCGGGGGGGAGAAGUUUGACUCCCUGACUGACUUGGUAGAGCACUACAAGAAGAACCCCAUGGUGGAGACUCUGGGCACCGUGCUGCAGCUCAAACAGCCCCUGAACACUACUCGUAUUAACGCUGCAGAGAUUGAAAGUCGAGUUAUGGAACUGAGCAAGCUAGCGGAGGCCACAGACAAGGUCAAACAGGGCUUCUGGGAAGAAUUUGAGACCUUGCAGCAACAAGAGUGUAAACUGCUCUACAGUCGCAAAGAGGGCCAGAAAGCGGAGAACAAAAACAAGAACAGAUACAAGAACAUUCUGCCCUUUGACCACACACGUGUGGUGCUGAACGACAGGGACCCCAAUGAGCUAGGCUCUGACUACAUCAAUGCCAAUCUCAUCAUGGUAGUAUCUGCUGUCAUGCCGGAGCUAGACCCAAAGUGUAACAGCACAAAGGUGAAGAAGAGCUACAUCGCCACUCAGGGCUGUCUGCAGACCACCAUCAGUGACUUCUGGAGGAUGGUGUUUCAGGAGAACUCGCGCGUCAUCGUGAUGACCACCAAAGAGGUGGAGAGGGGGAAGAGUAAGUGUGUGAAGUAUUGGCCGGAUAUGUCGUCGCUGAAGGAGUACGGAGCGAUGCGCGUUCGCAACGUCAGGGAGACGGCUGCACACGACUACAUCUUAAGAGAACUCAAACUGUCUAAAGUUGGACAGGGCAACACAGAGCGUACAGUGUGGCAGUAUCACUUCAGGGCCUGGCCGGAUCACGGGGUCCCCACAGACCCAGGAGGCGUCCUGGACUUCUUAGAGGAGGUCAACCUGAAGCAGGAGAGCAUCCUGGACGCUGGGCCUAUAGCGGUACACUGCAGUGCAGGGAUCGGGCGGACAGGAACAUUUAUUGUGAUUGACAUCCUGAUAGAUGUGAUCAGGGAAAAAGGGGUGGACUGCGACAUCGACGUGCCAAAGACCAUCCAGAUGGUUCGUUCUCAGCGCUCUGGAAUGGUGCAGACUGAGGCGCAGUACAGAUUCAUCUACAUGGCUGUACAGCACUACAUAGAAACACUGCAGAGACGCAUAGAGGAGGAACAGAAAAGUAAGAUUAAAGGGCGUGAGUACACCAACAUUAAGUACUCUUCAUCUGACCUGACUGGAGGAGAGCAGAGCCCUUUGCCUCCCUGCACUCCUAUUCCUACUCCCACCUGCACAGAGAUGAGGGACGACAGCUCCAGAGUGUAUGAGAACGUGGGCCUGAUGCAGCAGCAGAAGAGCUUCAGAUGAGAUUUACCCUCGGUUCCAGGAUCUUGAUACCUGACAGUUUUUUCGCCAGCCACACCUUGACGCCUGAGACUUGACCGUAAUGACAUGGAACAAUGGAAAAACACACACAAAAACACAAACGUGAGAGAGACCAGACACCAGGGUCCUCCUGUUCUCGCUCAUCUUACAUGAACAUUUGCCCUCUAGUUGAAUUCUAAACCACUGUGAUGAUCAUCAGAAGAGCCUUUGAGAAGCCUAGCAUGCUAAAUCCUACUACCAACAGUUUUAGGACUAGCCUUUGUAAAUCUCAAUUCAACAAGGGCUGCAAAGAGCGAGCACUCUUCUCAGAGGGAAAACCCUAGCUAACCUUUGCUCAUCUCACAUAUUUCUAUGUUUUCUUAUUUUAAUUAACCAAAGGAAGGUUAUGUAGGUUGUUUGUUUGUUGAUGGAAGUGAGGAGUUUUCUGAAUAAGGCCUGUGCCAAAACCAUGAAUGAUUUUAUCCACAUUUCUCAGCCAAUUAAAAGUCUCUAUUUAGCCUGGUCAGUGGGAGACGAGACCUUAUUUGUGGACUAAAGUGGGGCAGAAUUUCCAGUGAUAACGGUCUAGUUUCACUGUUAUAUAUAGAGGUAAUGUUUUUGAAUGAAGAAUGAUUGGCAUUGUAGUAUAAUACCAUUUUACUGUAAAAUUGUAAUCUACUGACUAAACAUGAAUUCCUUUUUUUUGCGCCAGAACUGCCUCCAAGUGAAAUCUUAAUUCAGGCUGUUCGGAGUGUGAAUUAACAUUUUUUUGUUGUCCAUAAAGUGCUUUUGUUGUUGGGAUACGCAUCGUCUGUUAGUUAACCAUUCCUGAGCUCUAGCCGUAUGCCCUUAUUGCUGCACUUUUAUUUAGCAGCCUAACAGUUACAGUCAAGCCUUGAUUCACCUGGUGGAUUUAUAAACAAUGUGGGCUUUAGAGGAGGGCCUUCAUGCCUGCACUUCAUUGUCAGUCAGUGUGAGGACGUAUUAAGAUUUCAGGGGAGUCUGUAGUAUUUCAGUUUCUCAGAUGCACGGCUGUCAAAUUAACUUUGUUUUUUAACUUGUGCAUAUAACUUUUUUUCUUUUCAUUCGCUUUUUUCGUACCAUUGCCUUUUUUGAGCACCAUAUAUGUACUUAAUUUUAAGUCACUGUUUUAAGAAGCAAUCACACAUCUCUUGGCUUUGACGCUAUAAAUAUAGUCAUUGCUUUGGUUGAGAUUGUUGGCCCUGUAAUAGUUGGCACCUGGAUUCAGAAGUUCAAACUUGUUUUGUCUUUUUGUUGAUGUUACUCAAACUAAAACAUUUAAAGGAAUAUAUUGUAAUUUUGGAAAAUUCGCUCAUUUACUUUCUUGCAAGAAGAUUGAUAAAAGAAGCUAUAGCCAACAGCGGAUUAGCUAACUUAGUAUAAAGACUGGAAACUUUGCUUUGUCCAAAGGUAGCAAAACCACCUACCAGCACCUCUAUACAGCUCACUGAUUAAUACAUAAUAUCUAUUUUCUUUAAACUGUUCACAACCAGAUGUGAAAAAAUAGGUCCAAUGGUUUUGUUAUCCUCAGAGAAAGCAAUGCUUGUUGUUUCCCCCUGCUUACGGUCUUUAUGCUGAUUCAAGCUAAUUACCUGUUACUUAUAGCCUUGAUAUUUUUCAGCACCUCUUGGCAAAAAAGCAAAUAAGUGUCUUGCCAAAAAUGUGAAACUUCAUUUAACUUCAUGUUCACACUAAGCUGCAGUAUUUGUAGAAAGUCUGGUGUUUGGAUCUGUAUUAAUCUGGUAAGAAACCACAACACUCAUUUCAAACGUGUUGACUAAGUAUUUUAUUUUUUGCCAAGCCUUCUAACACUAGCUUUGAGAAACUGCAGUCUUGAGACUGAACUUACUGUAACGGUGCUGACUCACAAUCUCUCCAUUAAGAAAAGGAAAGAAGCGACUCUCCUCUUUGCCUUGAGGGACAGUUCUCAACAACCACUGAUCCAGGAUUGAACAGCUUCUUUCUGUAACAUUUGAAAAUCAUGAAAUCAGUGUUUCUUCGGGGGCUGCUUCCUCCCAUCGGAGGACUCUGCUUACACCCGGCUGCUGCUUCACAGCAAGUGUUCUUUGAAAUGAUUCCUCUGCUCCCGGGUGAACGCCAUUCACUGACUGAGAUUUUCUGUAGUCUGGUGUACUGUAUGCAGUUUUAUCGUCAAACGGAUGAGUCUGUACUUGUCUCAUGUUUCUUGGAGAGCUUGCUUUUUGGUGUUUUUUGUCCUGUGGUGUGUGUGUGUGUGUGUGAGGAAGAUGUGUGUAAGUGUUGUGAGAGUGCCUAUCAGCCAUAUGUUCUUGGAUACUUUAUUGUUUUUGCUUUUUUCUCCCGGAUGAUAAAACUGCUUUCCAUUUAUCAUGUAAGCAAUUUAGAUGCAUAGACGUGCCUUCUAUGCAUAUGUGAUAACUAUUAAAAAAAACAGUGCUAAUUAGUUCCUCCACCAUUCAAGAACCUGUAACACUUAAAUGUGAAAUAUUUCAUCCUGAACAAUAAAAGGAAAAAAAAGAGAUCACGAUGCAAACAAACUAUAUUUUUUAACAUGUAUAUUGUACAUGAGUACCUGAUAGAGGAGAAUGUACUUACUAAAACAUAUCUACUUGCCAAUAAGAUAAACUGUAUGUAUAUUCCUACAGCCUUCUCUCUGUGACACAGGGAGGGACCUCUCACAAAGCUUAAGAGGUUUAUUGUAUGACUUUCAAUGUAGUUAACAGUGUUAACUUCUCAAUAACAAUAAAUGGCAGGCUAAUGCCUCAGUAAGACUGUC